This is a messenger RNA of Peromyscus leucopus (white-footed mouse), 1690 nucleotides long. RefSeq names its product mitotic arrest deficient 2 like 2 (gene Mad2l2). The transcript is spliced from 8 exons. Gene Ontology annotation, cellular component: zeta DNA polymerase complex. NCBI's taxonomy places the organism in Eukaryota, Metazoa, Chordata, Mammalia, Rodentia, Cricetidae. The record is from RefSeq and is a predicted model, not a curated record. Bases 639 to 1394 code for a protein of 251 amino acids.
GGAUUCGCUUUCGGUUGGGCAAGCUGAGACUCCGGGGACGCUGGCUCUGGACUAGCAGCAGAUGUCGCUGCCCUCCCGUGGUCCCCAGCUGUGCUUUGCAGCUGGCACUCACUUGCAGCUACUAAAGAGAAAAUGCCCGGGAGCGAGGAACACAGCGAUCCUGUGUAGAGCCCACCGAAAUCUCUUUAUCUCUCCCACCUGAAGUCCAAAGGCGGCUUAGCUUACUCUCCUGAGAUCCCUGUCGCUCAGGCGGGUCUCCGCCCCUAAGCCCCGCCCCGAGGCUGCUCCGCCUCUCCCAGCAGGGCGAGGCCCGGAUUGGACAGCUUCAGGGGUGGGCGUGAUCGACGGCCGCGCUGGUUCCGCGGGAGCAUCACGGUGGUUUCUGAGGCCAGGGGAUACUGGGGGACCUGCGGAGGGUCCCGGCCGGUGGCUCCAGUCGCCCGAGCAAAGUUUCGAACCUGAGGCCGAAGCCGGAGCCGGCAAGCGGAGAGGAGCGCGAGAGGGCGGGAUUUCCGCCGGGAGGGAUCCGGCCGCUCAGGGGGUGGGGCUUCCCCGACCGGGCUGCGUUUCCCGCGUGCGGGGCGGGGUGCCGUGGGUCCCUGCUGACAACCUCCGCGCCCUCCCCCAGGCGGCCAAGGAUGACCACGCUCACGCGCCAAGACCUCAACUUUGGCCAAGUGGUGGCCGACGUGCUCUCCGAGUUCCUGGAGGUGGCCGUGCACCUGAUCCUCUAUGUGCGCGAGGUCUACCCAGUGGGCAUCUUCCAGAAGCGCAAGAAGUACAACGUGCCGGUUCAGGCAGGGAGACCUGGGGAAUGGCUGCUGUUUGUCCAGAAACCGGCAUGUGUAUGUGUGUGGGUUGUUGGUGCUCCCCCAUUCCUGCCUUGGGCUUCAGCAGCCCUGUGGGGUUGUGUGCAGAUGUCCUGUCACCCGGAGCUGAACCAGUACAUCCAGGACACGCUUCACUGCGUCAAACCACUCCUGGAGAAGAAUGAUGUGGAGAAGGUAGUGGUGGUGAUUUUGGAUAAGGAACACCGUCCAGUGGAGAAGUUUGUCUUUGAGAUCACUCAGCCGCCCUUGCUGUCCAUCAGUUCAGACUCCCUACUGUCUCACGUGGAGCAGCUGCUGCGGGCCUUCAUCCUGAAGAUCAGUGUGUGUGACGCUGUCCUGGACCACAACCCUCCAGGCUGCACAUUCACAGUCCUUGUGCACACAAGAGAAGCUGCCACUCGAAACAUGGAGAAGAUACAGGUCAUCAAGGACUUCCCGUGGAUCCUGGCAGAUGAACAGGAUGUCCACAUGCAUGACCCCCGGCUGAUACCCCUAAAAACCAUGACGUCGGACAUUUUAAAGAUGCAGCUCUAUGUGGAAGAGCGAGCUCAUAAAAACAGCUGAGGGCGUGCCCGCCACCUGGUGCCCAGCUGUCCCACUCUGGGGCCCCAGCCCAGGGCGGUGCUGCAGGGCCCCCUGACUCCAAGUGCUCUUAUCGCCUUGACAUGUGGCUGCCCCUCUGGUUGGGCUGCUCAGUCCUGCUUGCCUCGGUGAGGCAGCCUUCCCAGGAGGCCAGGGAAGAAUGCCUGGACAGACACCCUUUCUCAGCAGCCUCCUGGGGCUCAGCCGGCCACCGCUGUCCAUCUGAAUACUGUGCUGUGAGUUAUCGUUAAUAAAGGGGCCCCAAAGGGCUGACUGCA